GCAUGUGCUAAAAGGAGGAGAAAAAGGUCCCGUUCCUCGGCCAUCUCUCUCUCGCUUGCCGCUGUUGCUCCACUCCUCCCUUCCCUUCCCCUUUUGUAUGCCGGCGGGCGAAUGGGAGUCGUCGAGGCGAAACUCUCCGUGAAGGAUGACGCGAAGUCAUCUUCGUCUCCUCCUCCUCCGAACUUCUCCAUGGAUGGCGCGCACAGAGGAAUCGCGAGCAUGAUGCCGGAGGAGAAGCCCUUGGACGUUGUUGGCGAUCCCGAGAUCCCAGAACUGGCUGACGAUGUUGGUUUCGAUCAAGAUCCGGAGUCGCCUAAGAAAGGUGGGGAGGAGGGGGUGGCGGCGGCGGCCGAAAAAGGGGUAUGGCCUGGAUUUUCCCAGAGACCGGAUGCGAUCAAUUGCGCAUUUUAUAUGAAGACAGGGACCUGUAAAUUUGGGUUGAAUUGCAGGUUCAAUCAUCCCCCAAAAAGGAGACAUAGGGCCAAGCCGGAGAAACAAUCGGAAUAUGUUCAGACUAUUAAAGCGGCACAUAAGGGAUCUGGUUCAGAAAAGAUGGGUCAAACAACAUGCAAGGAAUUUGGAAAGGUUGGUGAGAAGGAAAAGAAAGUUGCCCAAAAGAGUUUCAGGCCUGAGAAUGCUGAAAAAAAGCAAAAGGGUACUGUACUAAAAAAGGUGGAGCAAACUGAGAAAAAGGUUGGUGAGAAGGAAAAGAAAGUUGCCCAAAAGAAUUUCAAGCCUGAGGAUGCUGAAAAAAAGCAAAAGGGUACUAUACUGAAAAAGGUGGAGCAAACUGAGAAAAAGGCUGUUGAGAAAGAGGAACAGACUCCUUCGAAAAAGAUGGAUCAGGAGAAGGUCACAUUGAAGAAACAAUGGAAGGUUGUUCAGAAAGCCGCUAGAGAAGAGCAUGAAGAAUCUUCAUUGAUAAUGGAGGUACAAACAUCAUGCAGAGUUGAUGAGAAAGAAAAGGAGAUUGCCCAUAGCUUCAUGCAAUUAAAAUGUGAGAAAACAGAGGAAAAACAAAAGGCAAUCCUCUUAAGAACAGUGGAGCAGACAGAGAUAAAGGCUGCUGAGGACAAGCAAUCUUUUCCAGAAAGGAUAGAGCAUGAAGACAAGAAGGUCGACAUCCUAUCAUUACCAGAGGAGAAACAAACUCUUUCCGGAAGAUUAGAGCAGCAAGAUUACAAGGCUGCUAGGGAAAAGGGUAAAGAAACCACUUCAGAAAAGGGUGAACAGACAGAAUUCAAGGCUGGCACAGAGGAGGGUAAAGAAACUACUUUGGGAAAGGGUGGCCUGAUAGAACACAAGGCUGCUAUGGAAAAGAGUAAAGAAACCACUUUGGAAAAGGGUGGACAGAUAGAAUGCAAGUUUUACACAAUGCCAGGAGGUUGUAAGUAUGGGAAAUCCUGCAAAUAUGUUCAUUCUCAAAAGAAAAUGGAAGGCAAUUCAUCAAAAUUGAACUUCUUAGGCCUUCCAAUUAGACUGGGAGCAAAGGAAUGCCCAUAUUACAUGCGUACAGGGAAUUGUAAAUUUUCUACCAAUUGUAGAUAUCAUCAUCCUGAUCCUACUGUCGCAAUGGUUGGACAUGAUCCUCAUUCAGGAUGUCAAAGUAGUGGAUCUAUGCAACAAAGUGCCUUUGGAGCAUCAACAAUGCCCGUGACACCCAGUCGUAGUCAAGGAACACUUAAUGGACCAACUUCUUUUGUAGUUGCAUCACCAGCCUGUUCUCCAGCUUCAAAUUUGCAUUCACAAGGGUUCCAUUCAAAUUCAGGAUGCAAUGGGUAUCAGCAGGUGCACAUCGAUGAAUAUCCCGAGAGACCAGGUCAGCCAGAGUGCCACUACUACAUGAAAAAUGGGUUUUGCCCAUUUAAAUCAGUGUGCAAGUUUGAUCAUCCCAAGUCUCAUCUUCCCACAAAAUCCAAUGGUGUUUCCAUCCCCAUUUGCCCUCCACAAUAGGAGUAGCGGCUAUGGUGACAUUGCGGAUCCAAAUGUUAUGACAAGGUUGAUCAGUGCUGAGACGUGAGAUGCAAUCUCGGACAUUAGCAAAGCAAUGAAAGUGAUGUUUCUUCUCUAUUUGAUUGAAAACCUGAAGAGGGUCGAUUGUUGCUACGGAGUGAAAGUUAAAUAUCUUCAUUAAACGGAACUUUAAUGUUCGUGUAUGAUAAAAUUCGUCGUAGCACGACAUACCACUCAGUAUGAGCGGUACAUAUCGAUCCGACAGGAGAUCGGUACGAUCAGUAUAUGAGUACAUUUCCAUGUAUCAUGUGUUGGUAUGUUUGGUACGAUUUGGUAUAGCUCGUUAUGUAUCGUAUCGAUAGCUGAUUGGUAUAUCGGUAUAUCAGGUGAAUUAUGAUGUAUAGAUUAUAUUUCAUUUA
Musa acuminata AAA Group (dessert banana) is the source of this 2372-nucleotide messenger RNA. Its product is annotated as zinc finger CCCH domain-containing protein 65-like. The transcript has 19 exons. Gene Ontology annotation, molecular function: mRNA binding; metal ion binding. The record is from RefSeq and is a predicted model, not a curated record. NCBI's taxonomy places the organism in Eukaryota, Viridiplantae, Streptophyta, Magnoliopsida, Zingiberales, Musaceae. The coding region runs from base 112 to 1953 and encodes 613 amino acids.